This is a messenger RNA of Galleria mellonella (greater wax moth), 3129 nucleotides long. RefSeq names its product rab-like protein 6. The coding region runs from base 136 to 1929 and encodes 597 amino acids. Gene Ontology annotation, cellular component: nucleus; cytosol. The transcript is spliced from 11 exons. Lineage: Eukaryota; Metazoa; Arthropoda; Insecta; Lepidoptera; Pyralidae. Gene Ontology annotation, molecular function: GTPase activity; GTP binding. The record is from RefSeq and is a predicted model, not a curated record.
CAAGUCUUAUCUAUAGUGUCACGUAAACAAAAUUAAAAACAACAUAAUACGAUUAAUGAACUCUCGGAAUUGAUACAGUUUAUAACAUUGUUUCAAUUUAGAAUUAUAAAUUAUGUGCUAGGAAAAUCUACAAAAAUGUUUUCUGCUCUUAAAAAACUCGCAAAAGGCAACGAUGACCGCUGUCCAGCUCCUAUGCCUAUGUCUUCCUCUUUGCAAAAGAAAUUUUCCAGAGGAGUACAUUUUAACAUGAAAAUAUUAAUCAAAGGCGAUAGAAAUGUUGGUAAAUCUUGUCUUCUUCAGCGGCUUCAAGGUGGCCCUUUUAUAGAAGAGUAUGUACCUACAGAUCAAAUACAAGUGGCACCUAUUCACUGGACAUACAAAAAUACGGAUUAUAUUGUUAAAGUUGAAGUGUGGGAAGUAGUAGAUAAAGCUCGAGCAAAGAAAAAAGCUCCUUUAGGACUAAAAUUGGAAAAUCAGUCUAAGCAAGCAAUUGAUGAUGAUGUCUAUGAAACCCCAGUGCUGGAUGCAACUUUUUUGGAUGUCUAUAAAAAUGCUACAGGUGUAAUUUUGAUGUUGGACAUUACAAAACCUUGGACUUUUGAUUAUGUGGUGAAAGAAUUGUCUCAUGUGCCUGCGGAUCUGCCUGUAGUAAUACUUGGAAAUCACUGUGAUAUGCAACAUCAUCGUCAAGUUCAUCCUCAUCAUAUAGAACAAGCACUUUAUCAUGCUAGGCUCAACAGGCCAGCACCUGUACGUUAUGCAGAAUCUUCAAUGAGGAAUGGCUUUGGAUUACGUUUGCUGCACAAGUUCUUAAGUGUACCUUUUCUUAGACUUCAAAAAACAAGUUUAUUAGAGCAGCUGCAAAGAAAUCAAAAAGACAUGGAAGAAAUUGAAAAGGAACUUGAUGAUUUUCAAAAUUCAGAGGAAUCCCACUACAAUUUGUUUGUAGAUCGUUUGGCAAAUAAGCGCAAACUAAGCAAUGCACAGCCUGAACAACGACCAACUAAUGAUAGGUCACCAAGCAUUGUGUUGGGAGCUGGUAAACCAAUAGUGCCACCAAAUGUCAAUCCACUUUUAGCACAAACCGUGAAUCCUAGUAAACCACAAUCUGAAAAUUCACAAGUGCAACAAAAUCAAUAUGUGAAUCCUGAAUUGUUACAAUCCAAACAUUUCAUUGGUACGGAUACGACGUCACCUCGGUCACUUUCUAACAAUGAUAAGAGCUCUUCGUCAGGUACCAACGCGCCGUCGAUAGGUACUUUGGAUGAGUUCUAUGCUGGGACAUUAGAUAGCAGCUUUUUAGAAGAUCUCACACCCUUGUCUAACGUCAGCCAAGACAUCAAAUACGAAAGUGACAGCGAUGAUGGGGCUAUGACAAAUCCUAGAGUAACGGUGGACGAAGAUGAUCUUGAUAUUGAUACUAGUGCAUCUGAAAGCGCCACGGGAACAAAACUUUCUAGUGAUCUCACAUUCGGUUCAAGAUCUCUUAAAGAAUCUAACAUAGAAAAGUUAAUGAGUCAUACAUCAAUCAGUAAAGAGACGGAUAUUUCAAUACAAACACCUGUCGCUCCAACAGAUAUUGAUCUGAAACUGUCUAUGCUUGAUCAUAGACACCAUGACAUGCAGUUGUCAUUGGAUAGUGACUAUCCAAUUUGGGCUGGUGACUCCAGCGCUAGAAGGUCUCCUGAAGGUGGAGAGGACCCGGAUUUAGCUAAAGAACCUAACGUUAAGGUAGAGAAGAAACACAAGAAAAAGAAAUCCAAGGAUAAAGACAAAGAAAAAGGCGAUUACAGCGACAAGUCAGAUCGUAAGGAAAAGAAACAUAAACAUAAGAAAUCUAAGGGUGAGAAACAGCCAAAUCCACAACAAGAUCUUCUGGCACCCGCAUCGUACAACGAAUUUAAUUAUGAAGAAUAUGACAGUAUAUAAUUUACUUUUGUACUUAUGCUAUUUUGUGUUCGAGUCGGUUAUUGACUCAACUGACUAUGGAGACGGUUGCCACUUUCUAUCAGGUGGGCUGUCAGCUUGUUUGGCAUUCCAAGACGCAUCACAAGAGUCGAGAAUGAAGAUUACUAGAUCAUUUUAUUUUUUCAUAUAAGAUUAGACAGAUAAAUAUCAAGGUAAAAGCAAGAAAGUGAGAUUAUCCGUAAUUACACCUUUUAAGGGUUCGGAAGCGUUUAGUAUAUUUUAUAGGCUGCACGUCCGAUAUUGUUUAUUCUCAUAUAAAAUAUGCUUAUAUAAUUCUUACUAAUAUUAUAAUAUUGUGAAAGUGAGUUUGUUACCUCUUAGCGCCUUGACGUCUCGGCUAUGACCGUUAGUAUACAUAGUACAUAUUUGAAAUGGAAAAGAUCAUAUAAUAUUUUUAUCCCAGUCACGCGAAGUUGCACGCACAGCUCAUAAUAUUAUGGAGAUAAAAAAAUACUUGCCUACCUAAAGUACGUUCAAAGAUUUGUCUAUUUUUCCAUUUGCAUUAUGAACAGAGAUUAGAGCAUUUUCUUCCUAUAAAUUAAAGCUAAUUAAAUUUAAGCUGAAGCUAUAUUAUGGUUAAGUAUGCUACAUACACACGAUGUUCAAAUUCCAAGUACUGUCUUGUUUAAAUAUAUGCAUAUAUUUGUGUUACUAAAUCAUUUAUACAAUCAGGUCUUUAUGGGCCUGCCUAGAUUUUGUCAUAGAACCUAAUUCCAACGAUGAUCAAAAGGGGUUAAAAUGCCCUUUUCAGGCGAAUCAUAUUUACGUGUUAAUAGGCCUCUGGUGCUAAGAGCAUAAUAUUAACAUACUAGUUAAUAUUAUGUUCUUAGUAUUUACAUUGGUGCAUUAUAUAAAACAAUUCCUAUUAUGAUUCGUGUUCAGUGGUGUUUUUAAUUCUUCAAGCACGAAAUUUAAUUAAUGGUAUAUAUGUCGGGAUAAAAGUCGUUGGCGCUCUGUUUUAUCUGUAUCCAAAGACCAGAUCAAAUGUAUAUUAUCUAUUCUUAUAUAUACUUUGCAUGCUCAGUAGAGAAUGUUUAUAUGCCUUAAUAUUAAAAUAACAAUACAUAACAGACUAACAGCUAAAAUGAAAAGAUUUUGGGAUGAAUUGAUUGUGUUAUUGCACAUUAUUAUUAUUUUUGUUUGUCCUAUAUAUAUAUAUAU